Paramacrobiotus metropolitanus is the source of this 1951-nucleotide messenger RNA. Its product is annotated as aldehyde dehydrogenase, mitochondrial-like. The transcript is spliced from 9 exons. NCBI's taxonomy places the organism in Eukaryota, Metazoa, Tardigrada, Eutardigrada, Parachela, Macrobiotidae. The record is from RefSeq and is a predicted model, not a curated record. The coding region runs from base 126 to 1700 and encodes 524 amino acids. Gene Ontology annotation, molecular function: aldehyde dehydrogenase (NAD+) activity.
UUUUUUCUUGCAGUCGUCCCGAAGACAGCACUCGAUCGUGUCUGCGCGGUGUUUACCAUUAAUUGAGCUAUUCAAGGUCGAGUACUGGAGAAGAUAUACAGUAGUUUUUCCCCUUAUGCCAGAAAAUGUUUGCCCGUAAAUUAGCUACCCAGGUUUUACGACGCGCUCAGGGAGCUUCCCUGAACGUGUUGACGAGAAAUACGGUAGCAACAGCAGCCGCUCCACAGCCUAUCCAAGAGCCAGAGAUCCAUUUCAACAAGAUUUUCAUCAAUAACGAAUGGCAUAAUGCUUCUUCGGGAAAGACCUUCGAAACCGUCAAUCCAUCGACGGGAGUCAAGAUCACGGAUAUUGCCGCCGGGGAUAAGCGCGACGUCGACAAGGCCGUGAAAGCAGCAAAGGAUGCCUUUAAAUUGGGCUCUCCCUGGAGACGCAUUGAUGCGUCUCAACGCGGUCUGCUCCUCAAUCGCUUGGCGGAUUUGAUUGAACGUGAUCGUAACUACCUUGCGAGCCUCGAAACGCUGGAUAACGGGAAAACCUAUGCUAAUUCCAUGGCCGUCGAUUUGGAGCUGACAAUUCGAUGCUAUCGCUACUACGCUGGAUGGGCAGAUAAAAAUCACGGAAAGACCAUUCCUCUCGACGGAAACUUCUUCUCAUACACUCGCCACGAACCGGUUGGUGUUGUUGGACAGAUCAUUCCUUGGAAUUUUCCUUUGCUUAUGCAGGCCUGGAAGCUUGGGCCGGCACUGGCUAUGGGUAACACGGUUGUGAUGAAACCGGCCGAGCAGACUCCGCUGACUGCACUUUAUGUGGCUCAGCUGAUUGCUGAGGCCGGAUUCCCAGCCGGUGUUGUCAACAUCGUCCCUGGGCUGGGGGAAAGCGCAGGAGCUGCAGUAUCAUCCCACCCUGAACUGGACAAAGUGGCUUUUACCGGCAGCACGGAAGUCGGUCGUAAAGUCAUGGUAGCAGCCGCCGAGAGCAACUUGAAACGUGUGACAUUGGAAUUGGGUGGCAAGAGUCCCACCAUCGUGUUUGCCGAUUCGGAUUUGGACAACGCACUGGCCCAGACUCACGAAGGGCUUUUCUUUAAUCAUGGACAGUGCUGCUGCGCUGGAUCUCGAACAUUUGUCGAGGGAAAGAUCUAUGAUCAGUUUGUUGAACGCGCCGCGGAUUUAGCUAAGAAGCGAGUAGUCGGUAAUCCCUUCGAUGCACAAACAGCCCAAGGCCCCCAGAUUGACCAAGAGCAGUUUGACAAAAUUCUUGGCCUGAUCGAGAGCGGGAAAAAAGAAGGCGCAAAAUUAAUUGCGGGAGGCAAACGCCAUGGUGACCGAGGUUAUUUCAUCGCCCCGACUGUUUUUUCCGAUGUCAAGGAUAACAUGCGCAUCGCUGUCGAAGAGAUUUUCGGCCCAGUCCAGCAACUUUUGCGUUUCGAUAACAUGGACGAACUGGUCGAACGCGCCAACAACACCAUCUACGGUUUAGCUGCCAGCGUUAUGACCAAGGAUCUGGAUAAGGCACUUUAUUUGUCAUCUGCUCUGCGCGCUGGUACUGUCUGGAUCAACUGCCACAACGCCUUGGGGUCCCAGGCUCCUUUUGGUGGCUUUAAGCAGUCGGGCAUCGGUCGCGAGCUAGGCGAAUACGCUCUUGAAGCAUAUUCUGAAGUGAAAACGGUCACUAUCGCUGUGCCGAAAAAGAACUCUUAGAAGUUUAAAAGUCUCCUUGGAAGUCUUUGCUUUUCCAGUUCUUAGAAUUGACACCUAAAAAAUACGUUCAGUUUCUCUAAGGUCGUCGGUGAUGGCUCACAAUAGUAUUUGAUUUCGUCGUAAAAAUUAUUUUUGAAGUAUUACUUAACGUUGCUUUCCCGUUAUGAUUACUUGUAUAAUCUUUGAAUAAUUUCUGGAAAUGCCAUUUUGUGAGGUUUUUCGCAUGAACUGAAUAAAACACCGAAAGUGUG